This is a messenger RNA of Syngnathus typhle (broad-nosed pipefish), 3101 nucleotides long. RefSeq names its product TNFAIP3 interacting protein 1 (gene tnip1). Gene Ontology annotation, biological process: negative regulation of canonical NF-kappaB signal transduction; regulation of transcription by RNA polymerase II; cellular response to lipopolysaccharide. The record is from RefSeq and is a predicted model, not a curated record. NCBI's taxonomy places the organism in Eukaryota, Metazoa, Chordata, Actinopteri, Syngnathiformes, Syngnathidae. Bases 195 to 2321 code for a protein of 708 amino acids. The transcript has 18 exons.
CUCCUCCUUGCUGGGUGUCGAUUGGCCGCUUCCACUGUCAGUCACCGCUGUUUACAUCGAACGUUGCAAGGUGGAAUUUCCCAUGUUACGGCAUCGAGCAGUAGACCACUUCCGCAGUAGAUGUCUUGGCACAGAGACGAGAGGCCGCUGCGGGCGGAAAGUUCCAAGGACCAUGCUUAGACAGUAAGCGCACGAUGGAAGGUAAAGGACCGUACCGCAUCUACGAUCCGGGUGGGAGUGAUGCCAAAUCCAGGGAUGAGGCUGCUGGAGGAAGCAGCUAUCGACAGCUCCUGGAGGAGAACAGCAUGCUGAGAGAGAGGAUGAAAGGUCUUAAGAGCCUUGGCGACUUGCUCGAAGAAUCUCAGUUAGAAGCGUCGAGGCUUCGCCAGCGUGUGGAGGAGCUUGUGAGAGACAACGAGGCCCUCAAAUCAUCCAGCUUUGCCGCCAGUCUGUGCGCCGGGGGACACGCUCAGACCGAAACGCAAAGUAAACCUUGUUUGCAACCCACCACUGAGCCCAGAGAAGCGAAUGCAAGCUGUUUGGCGAAGGCUAUGCAGGCCAACAGAAUGAGCCUUUUACAGGACGCCUUAUCAGAGUUCGAAGUGGUCAAUAUGGACAGGAGGACGUCAGAUGCCAGGACUGCCCGGUCUGCCGUAGGCGUCAUCCCCGUCCUGCCUCAGGAGAACGUUGAGCUGGCGAGCCAGCUGAAGAAAUUGGAGAGCUCCUUCAGCAUAUUUGCAGAGGAGUCCAAUCCAAACCAGCUCUUAGCUCACCUGGGUCGAAUGGCUGUGGAGUUUCACCAUCUUUCCUCGAAGGUUCAAAAGAAUGAACUAAGGACGUCUCUCCUACAGACUCUGUGUGAACAGCUCAGAGAGGAGAACAAUGAGCUGCGGAAGAAAAUGGAAGAGGAUCAUCAUAUCAGGAAUCAAGACUUGGAACAGCUGAGGCAGGAGAAUCAGAAACUGAAGGAGCUUGUGACAGGAGGAGCAGCAGUGGCAUCAGCAGUAGCAGCUGCAGCAGCAGCAUCAUCAUCGUCAUCAUCAUCUGCGGCAGCGUCUGACACGGAAGGUCCUGACACCAAAGAUGAGACGGUAAAAGAUGAAUGUGCCACGGUGAAACCGAAGAUAGAAGCCUCCACCCCUCAGAAGAGUGGAAAAGCUGCUGAGAAAAGCCCAAACAAACCCUGUGACGUGGAGGCUUAUGAAAAGAAAAUUAAGCUCCUAGAGAAGCAACGAAAAGAUGUACUGGAGGUGAAUAAGCAGUGGGACAUUCAGUGGAAUUCAAUGAAGUCACAGUUUGAACAGAAGAUCACUGACCUCAGACAGAGGCUUGCUGAUUCUCAGAAGACUGUGCUCGAACUGGAGGCGGAACGAGAGCAGAGGCAGCGCGACUACGACAAGAAGCUGCUGUUGGCAAAGAAUAAGAUUGAAAAUGUGCAGGGUGAGAAGGAGUGUCUGAACACUGAGACGACUGAGUUGAAGCAGAAAGUUCGCUACCUGCAAGACCAACUGUUGCCUCUCAGCAAACAGCGAGAGUACCAGGAGAAGGAAAUCCAACGCCUCAACAGGGCUUUAGAAGAUGCCUUAAAUUUGCAUGCCCCUUCAUCGUCCCAACAACAACCUGGCCAGGACGCCGCCAAUAACUUGAAGAGGCAGGAACUACUCACCCAAAUAGCCGUUCUAAAAGAACAGGUGAAAAUCUUUGAAGAGGACUUCAGAAAAGAACGCAGUGACAGGGAACGAAUGAAUGAGGAAAAAGAAGACCUGAGGCGGCAGGUGGAGCGACUGCAGAUUCAGAUUACGAAUUUGACCAAUCAGCUUCAUCAGGCACAGAACGAGUGUCAGAGAGAACACACAGAGCGAUGCAAGCUAGAAAGACUGCAGAUGCAGCAUCACAAGCAGGGGCAGCGGCAGGGAAGACGUACCUCAGACCCCACGUCAGGCUCAGUGAACGGGCUGCUGAGCCCCCCCUACUGUGGUCCCUUUGUGCAGGUGGGACCGCAGGGCCUAGAGGGCUGGCCCGUACACUUCCAUCCCCGGAUGCCCAAUGCAGCAGGCGCCGCAGCUCCGCCCCCCGUACGAGACUUCCAGCCUGUUACCCCGGGUUUUCCUUGGCAGUCGUCAUCAUUUCUACAGCCCAGAGGAGGGAGAGCGGUGGGGGAAAGUUCAAGACCAGCACCAGAUAAUGCAGACCAGUCCACGGCAGCAGCAGCCGCAGCAGCGGCAGCAGCAGCAGCAGCGGCGGCAGGAGGAGGAGCGGGAGGAGGAGGAGUCGGAUUUGGAAAAAGGGAGCGACAGAAUAUAGAUCCCGGAAAGCACUAAAGUGUCACCACCUAAUGGAGAUUGGGUCGUAGCAUGAAAUCAGUUAGUUUUGAUUUGAAAAGGUGUGAUUUGAUCUAUAAUUUUCCUACUGAACUGUAGAUAUUCUAUUGUAAUGUUGUUUAUACUUGCGUUUUAUAAGGCUAUUUGUGGAAUACUUGGCUAUUCUGAAUAUAAACAUGAACUAUUUCGUUGUUGUUUUUUUUAAAUCAUGAACUGAAAAGUCUUUUGUUAAAUAUGUUGGAUACUUAACACUCUCUACUGUUUUUCCAGAAAAUAUAACUUUUUAUGCCAUACAUAAUCUGCAACAACUUGAUUUUGCAAUUUGUAGGGAUAGAGCAAGCCGUUCCCCGUAAGAGCAAAAGUAUUCUCAUUCCAACAAUGGGUGACAACAUAAGUGAAUUCAACCACUGCAAAGCAAAUCUCAAUUGACUUGAAGACUUUUGCAGUACAUUGAUGUGAUAGGAACGUCCCAUGUGUAACUGGUGAAAAUGUGGUUAUUGCAUACAAAAUGUUUUCUUUUUUUUGGGGGGGGGGGGGGCGGAUUUUGACGUAUCAUACCAAAAACAUAUUUGUGAUUGAUAAUUUAUUUAUAACCUGCUGUUUUGAUAGUUGCAUUGACUAAGUGUGAACCAUUGUCUUUUAGUGAUGCUGCUCAAUGUUGUUAGUGUAUUCCCGAUAUAUUGUAGCUAUUGACAUUUGUGUCAGACAACAUAUACACAAGCCUUUCUUUUCACCAUGAAAAUGGACCUAAUCUCAUUAAACAACACUUGUAUUCUUUUA